Messenger RNA from Menidia menidia (Atlantic silverside), 9175 nucleotides. The record is from the annotation of a GenBank genome assembly. NCBI's taxonomy places the organism in Eukaryota, Metazoa, Chordata, Actinopteri, Atheriniformes, Atherinopsidae.
AUGUACGACCUAUUCAAAGAUGAAAUCUGGAAAGAGCUUGGACCACUGGACCCAAACUGGUUCGAGGUUCUUACAGCGCGAGCAAAAGUUCAUGAUGUGUGCUCUAAUCAGGAGGGACUUUUCAAAACGCCCCGUGGAAAAACUUCACUUGACAGUCAGCUGUUUUCAACACCCAAAGUGUUCAGACACAAUCGAGUUUUGUCACCUGAAACUGAGGAGGAGCAGUUGUCCACAAAUGCAAAAGGUUUGCUUGACACCCCAAACAAAUCCCCAGUCAGCUAUGCCAAGCAUAUUUCGGAAAGUCUUGGCGCACAAAUGAAUCCCGACAUUUCGUGGACCAGUUCUCUGAAUACUCCACCAGCAGUGCCAUCCACCCUGAUUUUAUCUAAAACUGACGAGAGUCCGUGUCCAGUGAGUGUUACUGCCGACAGAAGUGUUGUUUUUGUGCGGAAGCUUUUCCCUUCAGUGUCAGAAGCAUUCACAGCUGACGUGAUGAAGAAUGUGGACAUGCCGUUUGUUUCCCAAGGCCCUGUUGCAAGUGAAGCCAACAACUGUCCUCAGUCAUGUCACCAAAGUGAGGGUCUUUGGUCACACGAAGUUCAAGAUGCUGUCAAGGAUGAAGACAUUUGCAGAAGAGCAGCAGCUGAAGAUGUUCCAUCCGUGCUGUUUGCCAACAGCAAUUCAGCUCUGAGGAAAGUGAAACCUGAAAGAAUCAAACGCAAACAAAUCGUUCAGACAAAAGAGAUCACCUGCAGCUCUAAUGUCUCUACAGCACCUGGUGAAAAGGGAGCUGCUCAUCUGGAACCUGGCAAAAUUCCAUCAUCCUCACUGAUGAAGACAGGAGAUACAGCCAUAAGCCAGUGGUCUCCCCUGAGUCUGUCUGAACUCCCACCUUUUACUGAGGAAAAUAACAUCUUAAUAGAACAUCCCCAAGGUGACAUUGAUCAUCUUCAGCUCUCCAGGGCAUCAGUCAAAAUGACAGAAUCUGGAUUUAAUAGAAAAAAGAGAAAAUUUGUCUACACUGUUGAGAAUUCUAAACCACCGCUUGAAGAAAAAAUAAUUUCUGACGACAAAACUGAAGCUCAGUGUUGCAGCGCGGUGAAAAAACUAGCAACAACUGGCGGAGAAAGCCUGCCGUCUUCUACAAAAGCAAAAGUCCAGGAGCUUGACAUGUCACAGCUUUGCAGGGAUUUUGCAGAAGAAUUCAGCCAGAUGUCAGACUCCGGUCGGCAGAGUAAAGGAGGGGAGCCCACUCAGCAUAAAUUCUCUCCAUCAGCAUGUCUCUCAGCCAUGAAACAAGGAAAACAACAAGUAAAGCAAGCAACUCUUCCCCAUCACUAUGAUGGUGGCGGGGACCAAAGAAACGUUUCUACCAACCAAACAUGCUCCACAGGGGAAAGAAGUGUCAACGACAGUGGCGUCCAGUCUGAUGUUUCAAACAUCACUGAUAUUACUUUACCAUCAUUUGGUUUUCCUUACUCAGAGAACACUGGACAAAUCCAACAGUGGUCUGGCUCUAAACCUGAGAUCCACAUGAAGACUCAUUUUCCAUCUACAAAGAGAGGAAAUGGAGAUGUACACGUGGGUGCUGAGGCUGAGACCUCACUGACCGCUGGGAAGAGGUCCAACGAGAGGCAGGCGGUAGACCCUGAAAGAGAGAGUGAGUCAUGCACAUCCACGCGACAACCCAACAGGGCAGAAGAACCGGCCGAUCACAGGGACUGUGUUCCAUCAAACGACCCGGUCUGUGGAAGUCUGCCAGACAAAACGGUGGUCUCUCUUCCUUCUAUCCCUGCAUCAGGAUUUAAGACGGCUUCAAAUAAAGGCAUACGCAUCUCAUCAGCCAACCUGGAGAGAGCCAAGCUUCUCUUUCAAGAGACUGAAGGAGCUGAACCCAUCAAAUGUGACCAAAGCAAAACUCCUAACACAGACCGGAUACCUCCAGCUGGAAAAGCAUUCAGUUCACAGUUAACAGCUUCCCAAAGAGCUGAUGUGAAUGAGCUGUGCUCUCUCUUAGAGGAGGCAGAUAGCCAGUUUGAAUUCACACAGUUUAAAACUCUCAAGCAGAACAGGCUUCCUCAAACUGAUGACGCUCCUCUACAAAAAGCUGACAAAGAAAUUGACCCUGACUUUCUUGCUGGUAUUGAUUUCGAUGACAGCUUCAGUGAUGGAAUGUCAAACGCCGCAGCUCAGCCCGCAGAUAUGUCGGCAUCAAGGACACUGAAAACAUCCUCUGGGCCUCCGCACCAACAGCACGUCUUUGAAGACAAGAUAUGUCUUGCAUCAUCUGAACCAGAGCAUCUCCACAGAGCUGAGCACAGUGAAGUCAGCAAGACGGCAAACAGCACUUUGAUGCUUGAUGUUGCAUUUAAGUCUGCCGGAGGAAGUGUUCUGAAAGUUUCAAGGAAGUGUCUGAGCAAAGCUAGGGCCUUGUUUGCCGAUCUUGAGGAAAAUGUAACGGAUCAGACUUCUCCUGGGCUGCAAAGAGAGGGAACCGAUGCUAAGAUGGAACAAAAACACAACAUGGAUUUGAACACAAGCAAGAAAGAUUUGAAAAGAAAUCCUGUUGAAUUUCCCAACAUGGCAGAGUCUGACUGUUCCAGCAAACAGGUCAUAGUUGUACAGGUCGAGGAUAAGUCAAAAAGUUUUAGAAAGACUGAUAUUGAGAGAGCCACGGGUCAGUCUGAUUUCCACAUUGCUGGUGGAAACCAGGCAGCGGCUUUUUUCAAAGACUGUGCUGUGGUGGACAGAAAGGGCCGUGAGUUUGAUGAGACCAACACACAACCUGCUCCUGAAGACGUUAAACCCACGAGAGGCCUUUCAAAAUAUAAGACCAUUCGGGUCGGCAUGUCCAAGAAGCCUGUCCGGCCCACUUCCAAAAAUCCUGGCGGUCCAGCUGGGGAUGAAUUGGACAGUGGUGCUGGAUUCUCUACAGCUAAUGGAGAGAACGUGUCAACUGGAGCCCUGAAGACGGCUGAAUGUCCUCUGAAUGAGAUGCAUACACCUGCAGACAUAAUCAGCCAGUCCAAUCAAAAAGGAAAGAUAUCAGGAACCCGUCAGAGUUUUCCACCGGAAGGCUGUGGAUUUCAGACCGCUGGUGGGAAGGCACUCUCCGUUUCAUUAGCAGCUCUAAAAAAAGCCAAAACACUGUUGAGCGAAUGUGAAGGGGCUGAGAGCAAAAGCAGCGCCUCAUCGGCACUUUCCAAAAAGCCAGCUAGCCGUCCACCGCCCCGUGCCCGUGGGUUUGUGGCAGCCAGUGGUAAACCCAUGGCGCUGUCGUCUGAGGCUUUACAGAAGGCCAAAGCUCUCUUCAGUGACAUCAGUUUAGAACCAGACAUCCCAUCUGUGUCAGGCACACAGACUAAUAGGGAAUAUAUGAACACUCAAGGAAGCUUUGAGCAAAUACAGUGCCAAGUCCCAAAUGCAGGUGCAGCAGACAACAGUCUGUCACAGAAAAAUCCUUUAAAAGCAGAGCACCUUUUGACCGAAUUUGACGAUUUGGCCACACAAGAGGUCGAUGCUUUCUUCAAUGACUGUGAAAUGGAUUGUGAUACUGCAGCCUUGGCAGAAGAUAAGAUUAGUAAAGAACCUGUGAGUGGGGUCAGCUGCGAUGAAAAAAAUCUAACAAAACUUAAUCCAGAUCAGGAUGUUCCUGAGGAGCCUGGAAGUGGAUGCUCUGAGGACCCGGACAAAAAAAGGAAACUAAAAGACGACACUUUGCCCCCACAAAACGGUGGAUUUCAGACAGCUGGUGGAAGAGUAGUCGCUGUUUCGCUUGAAAAUCUGAAGAAAGCAAAAGCCUUGUUCAAUGAAUUUGAAGGAGUUGAAGAUCAAGUGAGUACAAAGCCACCACAACCCAAAGUCUCCGAUCUGCCAGCCAUGCAGGGGGGGUUUCGAGCUGCCAGUGGUAAGCCUGUGCAGCUCUCCUCUGAGGCCCUUCAGAAGGCUAAAUCUCUAUUCAGCGACAUCAGUCUCAGCGAAGAGGUCCAAGCUGUUUCACACGCUGGGAAAAGCGACAAGAAGCAAGAUAGUGGUGGCGAAGUGGGGAAAAGACAGUUCGGAUUCACAACUGCAGGAGGAGCAAAAGUCCAGGUGUCACAGAAAAGUCUCACAAGAGCAAAACUGCUUCUGAAAGAAUUCAGUGAUUCGGGUUCAGCAACAGUAACACAAAAGACAGAUUCUGCUUUCAAUUACCAUGAAAUGAACGGCAAUAAUACAAUGUUUCCAAAAGAGGAGGAAAGUAAAGCAGCUCUAAGCGAGUGUGGCAGUGAGAGAAAACAUCGUAUGCCACUAAGUCCAGCUCAAAGUGCUUCUGUGAGCAUUUCUGAAGAGCCUGGAAAUGGAUGCACGGAGGACACAGGCCAACAGGAAGACGUUGCUUUCCCACCAAAGAAAAUAGAAUUUCAGAUGGCGAGUGGGAAAGGAGUGUCUGUUUCAUCUGAAGCUCUGAGGAGGGUAAAAACCCUGUUCAAUGAGUGUGGAGUCGAAGAGGAAAUGAGAACGAUACCACCACAAUCCAAGGUCUCAGAGCCGCCGCUCAGGGAAGGGGGGGCUCCUGCUGCGAGGGGUAAGCCUGCACAGCUUCCAUCUGAGGCCCUUCAGGAGACACAAUCACCCUCCACCCUAAGUGGGGCCAAAAUGCAGGAAAGACCGUUUGGCUUCACAUCCGCAGGUGGAGCAAAAGUCCAGGUGUCACAGAAAAGUCUCAUGAGAGCAAAACAGCUUAUGAAAGAAUUCAGUGAUUCUCCUUCAGCAGAAACCAGGUCAGACACAGACCGUGACCUUAGCAUGGCAUCCAGCAGCGAGAGUAAAAGUCUGAGGGACGACCUAUCCACGCCUCAUUGUGGUCAGAUGGUAGAAAACCUGCCUGGAAAUCAAAGCACAAACAGAGAAGUGAAUCAGGAGCACAGAUCUCCGACGGCUUCAUUUGAAGCUCCGCAGAGGCCAGGAAAUCUUUCGACCGAAUACGAAGGGGCUGAGGAUAAAACUGCUGCUUCAUUCCAGCGUUCCGAGACUCCAGUUUCUGUUCCGACCUUUAAAAGCAGUGGCUUUCUUUCAGCCGGCGGUAAGGCCGUUGCAGUUUCAGCUGAGGCCCUACAGAAGGCUAAAGCUCUCUUCACUGACAUCUCAGCUGCUCCAGAGAAAAGCAGCAGUGGAUGUGAAACCACUCGGAAGGAUUCGGGAGGAACACAGUCUGGUUUUCUGACGGCUGGGGGAGGAAAACUCCACGUGACGGAGGAAAACGUUGCAAAAGGAAAGCGUGUUUUGAAAGAAUUUCAUAAUUCUAACCUGACCCAAGCCAUGCAAGACGCAGAUGUUUAUUUUCAAGGUGCUGCUGAUGGAGAGCUGGAACUUUCAAAAGCGAAAGAUGGGAAAAGCCCUUCAAAUUUCAAUGUUGCCACGGCUCGUGUUGGAGACUUCUCUGCCCGGAGAACCCUGUCAGAAGUAAGGGUGUUUCCGUCCGAACACAGAAACAAGACCCCGGAAAGUUUAAGUGAACAAGGCCAGAUGCCUACAGAUGUGUUUGAGUGUCAAGAAGAAAAAAAUCUCCCAUCAAAGGCAGGAAAAACAUUUGGAAGGCCUGGACAGGUCAGUUCAAGCCUGCUGGAGUUUGAAGGUGGAGGAGCAGACGGGGCUUCAGGGCUAAACUUACAGUCGCUAGACCUCGCUGGAUGCACAGAAAACCAGCAGAGGUUUUUUGCUCAGGAGGCUCUGGACUGCACCAAAGCCUUACUAGAAGAUGAAGGUCUAGCUGAGCAGAGUCUCUCAAUGAGUUUUGAAAACCAGCCACUGCAAGAUGACCCAAAGUUAAGGAGCAAAUCGACAGUGGAACAAACCGGAAGCAGGAAAAGAACCGUAGGACAUUCAGAUCUGACCGGUCAGCCACCUUUAAAAAGGCGAUUAUUGGAGGAAUUUGACAGGACAGUUGAUGGUCCAAGGGCUUCUGCACUCCAUCCUGUUAAAAGUUGCCCAAAUGGUUUAAUGAAGGACAGGGCAGUUUUCCAGUACAGUGUUUCUCAUCAGCCAAACAUCACAAAGCCACACAGCGACGGGAAAAACUUUGUGAGCAUGGAUUUUCAAAAGACAGCACAAGCGCAAAGUCCAUCCCCAGGAGACGGUGGAUCAGCACUUUCCAAGACGCCCGGUUUUGUUUCUCCAUUCUUCAAAAAUAAAAAAACAGAGACGCCGAAGAAUCCAGUUCUCACGGAAAAGUCUGUGACGCCUGUGUUUGUUCCACCAUUCAAGAAGAAAAUAUCCCUCCCACAAGAGAGCUCCCCUGAACGACCCACAGAGGAAGAGUACAGCCAAGAUCUGUUUAUAAAGCGCUCUGACGGAAACAUUGAUGCUCCGCCUACCAACAAAACCAAUGGCACAGCAGAUGUAAUGGCUUCGGUUGACACUGCAAACAAUGAUACGAAUAAACAAAGUGCUCCUGUCGACUGUCAGUCAGCCAGCUCUGCACAGUCAUCACAUCUGGAUAACACAUUUUUAGAAAACAAAGACGUGUCUCAGAACAUCGAGCUGGCAAGGGACAUGCAAGAGAUGAGGAUCAGGAAGAAGAAGCGGCAGACCAUUCGACCUUUACCGGGGAACCUGUUUCUGACCAGGACAUCAGGAGUGACAAGGAUCCCCUUAAAAGCUGCUCUUUAUGGGUGUGGAAUCCAUAAGCACGUCUCUGAGAUCAGAAGUCAGACUGCUGAAUCUUUUCGCUUCAGUUUGCUCCACUUCAUCAAACUGGAGACAUUAAAAGAAGAUGGGGGUGUUCAGCUUGCUGAUGGGGGGUGGUUGAUCCCCAGCAGUGAUUGCACAGCAGGGAAAGAGGAAUUCUAUAGGGCUUUAUGUGACACCCCGGGUGUGGAUCCUAAGCUUAUCAGUAAGGACUGGGUGAACAAUCACUACCGAUGGAUCGUGUGGAAGCAGGCCUCCAUGGAAAGGUCCUUUCCAGAAAUAAUGGGUGGCCUCUGUCUCUCCCCAGAGCAGGUUCUCCUGCAGCUUAAGUACAGAUAUGAUGUAGAGGUGGACCACAGCCAGAGGCCAGCUCUGAGGAAGAUCAUGGAACGGGAUGACACAGCAGCCAAAACUCUUGUUCUGUGCGUUUGUGAGGUUGUCUCCAGAAGUCCCCCCCCAAACAGAGAGAACGGCAGCGAAGUUCAGCGUCCUCAAAGUGCUGACAGCAAGGCCAGAGCGCCAGCGACUGUUGUGUCGCUCACAGACGGCUGGUAUGCCAUUAAAGCCCAGCUGGAUGAACCUUUGGCUGCCAUGCUUAACAAAGGUCUACUGGCUGUUGGGGUCAAGUUGAUUGUCCAUGGGGCCCAGUUGGUGGGAUCGGAGGAUGCUUGCAGUCCUCUGGAGGCACCAGAAUCGCUCAUGCUGAAGAUCUGUGCCAACAGCUGCAGACGCGCACGAUGGGAUGCUAAGCUGGGGUUUCACAGAGACCCACGGCCAUUCCUGCUUCCCCUCUCCUGCUUGUAUAGCAAUGGAGGGUCCGUAGGAUGUGUUGAUAUCAUCAUACUGAGAAGCUACCCCAUCCAGUGGAUGGAGAGGAAGCCAGAGGGAAGUGUUGUGUUCCGCUCUGUUAGAGCAGAAGAGAAGGAGGAGAGACGACACAACAGUCACAAGCUAAAAGCUAUGGAGAUGCUAUUUUCCAAGAUUCAAGCUGAAUUUGAAAAGGAUGAAAAAGGGAACACCAAACCACAGCGAAGAAGGAAAACAAUUAGUCAUCAGGAUAUUGCAAAACUGCAGGAUGGAGAGGAACUGUAUGAAGCCAUCGGAGAUGACCUGCCUUACAUUGAGGCUCAUCUUAGCCAGCGGCAGCUCGAUGCUUUUCACAACUACAGGCGGUCCCUUCUGGAGAAGAGGCAGGCUGAGCUACAGGAUCAGUAUCGACGGGCUUUAGAGGCAAAGGAAAACGAGAUGAGCUGUCCCAAGAGAGAUGUGACACCUGUGUGGAGACUCUGCGUUGCUGAUUGGACGGCCCAGCCCGGCAGUGUUUACCAGCUGAAUCUUUGGCGACCGCCCUCAGACCUCCAGUCCUCAUUGAAAGAGGGCUGUCGAUACAAAGUCUAUAACCUUGUUGCCUCAGAUGGAAAGAGGCGCUGCAGCAUUGAAACGGUUCAGCUCACCGGGACAAAAAAAACUCAGUUUCAGGAGCUGAAGACGUCCCCGGAGUGGCUGUCUACACGUUUUCAGCCAAGAGUCUCCACGGACUUUGUCAAUCUUCAGAAAGCAGACUUCCAUCCCCUGUGUGGAGAGAUUGAUCUCACGGGAUAUGUGAUCAGCAUCAUCGAUGCACAGGGCUCUUCUCCUGCAUUUUAUCUAGCCGACGGGAAGCUGAACCUCGUUAAAGUGCGCCUUUUCAGCAGCUUGUCUCAGGCUGCCCUAGAGGACGUAGUAAAACCACGGGUCCUGUUGGCUCUGAGUAACCUACAGCUGAGAGGCCAGUCCAUGUUUCCCACUCCUGUAGUGUACGCCGGAGACCUCACGGCCUUCUCUUCAAACCCCAAAGAAGUUCACCUGCAGGACUCUCUGAGUCACCUCAGAAGCCUCCUCCAGGGUCAAGAGAACUUCUUUCUGGAUGCUGAGGAGAAGCUCUCACAGUUGCUCAUGUAUAAAAGCCUGAGCUCCAUCUCCUCUCCGGCUCUGCAACCUCAAGCCGCAGCUUCUACAACAGAGAGGAAACAAGACUCAAACACAACUGCAUCAGUUCAGAAACGGGCCAGAAGCCUCGGAUCCUUCACACCAAUGAGCAAGAACCCUCCUACACCAGCGGCCUCAGCAGAAAAAGAUCCCAGAACCCUGAAAAGGAGAAAAGCUCUGGAUUAUCUGUGUCGUAUCCCGUCUCCUCCACCUCUCUCCUUUCUGGGUUCAUUGGCUUCUCCGUGUAUCAAAAAGACCUUCAAUCCCCCUCGGAGGUCUGGGACACCUAGCACUUUACAAACUGUACAAACUCCAGAUAAAAAACCUUCCAGCUCUCUUGUGGAGGAAGAAUGGGUGAAUGAUGAAGAACUGGCGAUGAUUGAUACUCAGGCGCUGCAUGUUGGUGAUUCGUUGUAGGUGCAUGUGGCUUUAUUUUGGCUGUAAAACAUUUUAAAAUGAAAGAAUGUGAGAGGGAAGACUUCCUUUAACGUAUAUAUCCUGUGAAUAUUUGUCAUGUCACUGAACCUAUUAAAGUUGU